Messenger RNA from Thalassophryne amazonica, 3339 nucleotides. RefSeq names its product transmembrane O-mannosyltransferase targeting cadherins 3 (gene tmtc3). NCBI's taxonomy places the organism in Eukaryota, Metazoa, Chordata, Actinopteri, Batrachoidiformes, Batrachoididae. Bases 137 to 2935 code for a protein of 932 amino acids. The record is from RefSeq and is a predicted model, not a curated record. The transcript has 14 exons. Gene Ontology annotation, molecular function: mannosyltransferase activity; protein binding. Gene Ontology annotation, cellular component: endoplasmic reticulum. Gene Ontology annotation, biological process: protein O-linked glycosylation via mannose.
GGUAGGGAUAGCUGGUUUACUGAAUUGUGUUUUUUCUAAGUAAAAUUAUGUGUCUAACACUGUCAAAGUUUUGAUAUUACGUCUGCAGCCAUUGCUUGCUCUUUUCUAGACACGAGAUCAAUGACGACUUUGGUCAAUGAUGGCUGUCGUGUCAUGGAAGGAGACUUUGCUUUUGACUGGGCUGGUGGUGGGAUGUUACUGGAACAGUCUACAUUGCGGUUUUGUCUUUGAUGAUGUCUCAGCAAUCCUUGACAACAAAGAUCUACGCCCAUCAACACCUCUCCAAAACCUUUUCCUUAAUGAUUUCUGGGGUACACCCAUGGCUGAAGAGCGGAGCCAUAAAUCUUAUCGCCCGUUGACUGUACUUACCUUCAGACUCAACUACCUCUUCAGUGAGCUCAGUCCUGCUUCCUACCACGUGCUUAAUGUCAUGUUACACGCCAUUGUGUGUGUGCUUUUCCUGCGGGUGUGUCGUGUGUUUCUGGACAAGACUUCUAGCUUGGUGGCAGCAUUGCUGUUUGCCGUUCACCCGAUCCACGCAGAAGCUGUCACAGGUGUGGUUGGGAGAGCAGAGCUUCUUUCUUCAGUCUUCCUCUUGGCUGCUUUCUUGGCCUACACUAAAUCAACAAGCACAGACCAUUCCAUAGUUUGGGCCCCCAUUGCAGUGACAGUUGUCCUCGUAGCUGCAGCAACAUUGUGUAAGGAGCAGGGAAUCACCGUUGUUGGCAUCUGCUGUGUCCACGAGGUGUUUGUUGCACAAGGGUUUACUGUGCCCAUGCUGCUGGAAACCCUUUGGCAGGUAUUGCAGGGUAAAGAUGGCUUCCCCUAUGCUGUCCUGCAAACACUGCUGAAGCUUAUUGUCCUUAUCAUCAGCACCCUGCUGCUUGUCAUCAUCAGGGUCCAAGUCAUCCAGUCGCAGCUUCCUGUCUUCACCAGAUUUGACAACCCUGCAGCAGUUAGCCCUACUCCUACUCGACAGCUGACCUUCAACUACCUGCUUCCUGUGAAUGCAUGGCUUCUGCUGAACCCCUCUGAUCUCUGCUGUGACUGGACAAUGGGCACCAUCCCUCUAGUAGAGUCAGUCCUAGACCACCGUAACGUGGCUACCAUCUUAUUUUACACACUGCUGGGCCAACUAGCAUACCACAGCCUGCGCUACCGACACAGCUCUGCCAAGACCGUUAUCAUGGCUCUUUCUUUGAUCGUCUUACCUUUCAUUCCGGCAUCAAACCUCUUCUUCCCUGUGGGUUUUGUUGUGGCAGAGCGAGUGCUUUAUGUGCCCAGUAUGGGCUUUUGUGUGCUUGUGGCACAUGGCUUCAAGACAAUUUCACAUAAGGGGCACCUCAGGAAACUUUCCUGGCUCAUGAUCGGAGUGCUGUUAGUCACCCAUGCAGUAAAAACAUUCAGCAGGAAUUGGGAUUGGGAGUCAGAAUACACACUGUUUACUUCUGCUUUGAAGGUGAACAAGAACAAUGCCAAGCUUUGGAACAAUGUUGGUCAUGCUCUGGAGAACCAAAACAGCUACGAAAAAGCCCUGAGAUAUUUUCUCCAGGCCACUCGGGUCCAGCCAGAUGACAUUGGUGCUCAUAUGAAUGUUGGGAGAACCUACAAGAACUUGAAUAAGACGAAAGAGGCUGAAGAUGCUUAUCUGAUUGCAAAAUCACUCAUGCCACAGGUUAUUCCUGGUAAGAAAUAUGCAACACGAGUGGCCCCUAACCAUCUGAAUGUUUACAUAAACCUUGCCAAUCUAAUCCGGGCCAAUGAAUCGCGACUGGAAGAAGCUGACCAGCUCUACCGGCAAGCAAUCAGCAUGAGACCAGACUUCAAACAAGCCUACAUCAGCAGAGGGGAGUUGCUGUUGAAGAUGAACAAGCUGACAGAAGCACGAGACGCCUAUCUCCGGGCCUUGGAACUUGACCGCUCUAACGCUGACCUGUGGUACAACUUGGCCAUCGUCAACAUUGAGAUGAAGGACCCGUCAGAAGCGCUUAAGAACUUCAACCAUGCCUUGGAACUUAACCCACGCCACAAGCUGGCAUUGUUCAACUCAGCCCUUCUUAUGCAGGAAUCGGGUGAACCCAAGUUUUGGUCUGAGGCCAAUCGCCGUUUCCUGAUCUAUAUCGAGGAGGAGCCAGAAGAUGCCAAUGGCUAUUUCAACCUCGGAAUGCUGGCCAUGGAUGCUAAUGAAAAUGCAGCGGCUGAGCGCUGGAUGCGUCAAGCCAUUGGUUUGCAGACAGGUUUCCGUAGCGCCCUGUUUAAUUUGGCAUUGCUCUACUCUCAGUCCAAACGUGAGAUGGAUGCCCUGCCCGUGUUGGAUGAGUUGCUUCAUCACCACCCAGAACAUAUCAAGGGUUUAAUCCUGAAAGGUGACAUCCUCAUGAACCACAAGAAGGACACGCAUGGUGCCAAAGCCUGCUUUGAGCGCAUUUUGCGCAUGGACCCCACCAAUGUGCAAGGCAAGCACAAUUUAUGUGUAGUCUAUUUUGAAGAACGCGACCUGCUGCGUGCCGAACGCUGCCUGGAAGAGACCCUGGCUUUGGCACCAAAUGAGGAGUACGUGCGUCGUCAUUUAAGUAUUGUCCGGAAUAAAAUGGCUGCCAUGAGCGCAGCAGGGCAACCACUUAGUGCGGCUGAGGGAGCUGCCAAGCCACCUAAGGAGGAAAAUCAGGAAGGAGCAAGGGAGGUGGGGGUGGAAGUUACUGGGGUUGUGGAGGAAGGGAGGGGUGCUGCUACUGGAAAGAAGGCUGUUCAUGAGAAGAAUGUGCGGAAAUCCUCUGCUGAAAGCAGCGUGGACCAAUCAGAGGCACUGGACGGUAGCCAGCCUGACAAACAGACUCAGGGUAAGUCCACUGAAGAGAUUAACGACAUCGAGAAAAAAAGGGCAGCUGCCUUGAAGAGACUAGAUGAGAUUGAACGCAUAUUAAGUGGUGACUGAUGUUAUUGCAAAUUAUAUUUUUAUACAGCUCAACGCUCCAGAAUAAGACUCCUUUUUGCCAAUAAAAAUGUGUACUCCUAAUUGAUAGCCAUUUUAUUUUUGGAAUAAUUAAUGUAUUUCCAAGUCACCCAGAAUGGCCCUGAUGUUUUGGCACCAAUCUUAAAGGGAAAUGUUGAUUAACAGACGCAAAGCACAAGUCAACUCUCUAAAAUCUUUUUAAAGCUUAUCACAGAUGUAGAUAAACAGUGUUUUGUGUUUCAAGUGGUUAUUUUUCAUGUUGUAGAUCCUUAAUAUUUUGUUUAUCACUGGAUUUUUUUUUUUUAACUCAGAUGUGACUCACUCCUAUUGUUGUUGUAAGAAAAUGAAUAAUUGUAUCACAAACAAUUAAAGGAUGUGAUGCGUUC